Abrus precatorius (Indian licorice) is the source of this 2193-nucleotide messenger RNA. Its product is annotated as GEM-like protein 5. Lineage: Eukaryota; Viridiplantae; Streptophyta; Magnoliopsida; Fabales; Fabaceae. The transcript has 3 exons. The record is from RefSeq and is a predicted model, not a curated record. The coding region runs from base 133 to 954 and encodes 273 amino acids.
AUAGUAUUCAUAUAUUGAGAGCAGUUUCAUUCCACCUGUCCUCAUAAGCGCGUACAAUACUCUUUAAAUUCAACAAUUUCUACCCAAAACCUUCAAAAUUUCUCAUCACUUUCAUCUCUUCCUCUUAGCAAGAUGAACAACACCAACACCAAAAACCAAUCAUCCCCACCACCAUCUUCAUCAUCAUCAUCUCCUCCACCCGACAACCAUGGUCCUGAGAAUUGGGGCACUCACAUCAUGGGAACCCCCGCAGUACCAAGUAGCCACCCAGACAACAAAAAAGCUGCUUUACGAAGUGGUCCAAGCGAACAGCCUCAACAGGUUCAAUACUACCACCACCCGCCUCAUCCAUACGUGCAACACAGCCCUGUUGAGAAACCCAGCAAUAGUCCCAUGGAGUCAAUCCUCAACAUGUUCGAUUCAUGGAGCAAAAAGGCUGAAACCACCGCCCAUAACAUCUGGCACAACCUAAAAACUGGUCCAUCAGUGUCUUCAGCUGCACUGGGGAAGAUGAAUCUGACAGUGAAAGCGAUAUCAGAGGGUGGAUUUGAGUCUUUGUACAAGCAAACAUUCACAACCUAUCCAAACGAAAAGCUCAAGAAGAGCUUUGCUUGUUACCUUUCAACAUCAACAGGGCCUGUUGCAGGAACACUUUAUCUGUCUAAUAUCCAUGUAGCCUUUUGCAGCGAUCGCCCAUUGUGUUUCACUGCCCCCUCUGGCCAGGAAACUUGGAGCUACUACAAGGUAAUGGUGCCUUUGGGGAAGAUUGGAACAGUCAAUCCAGUGAUUAUGAGGGAGAACCCAUCAGAAAAGUAUAUCCAGAUUGUAACUGUUGAUGGGCAUGAUUUUUGGUUCAUGGGUUUUGUUAAUUUUGAUAAAGCAGUUACGAACCUCUCAGAAGGUAUCUCACAUUUUGUGGUGCCAGGAGUGGCCGUGCCACCCACUAGUUCUUGAACAGUGAUUUCUGUUGCUGGAUGAUCCCCCCUUCCCCCCCUUUCUUUCUGAUAUGAGUUUGUGGUUGUUUUAAUUUCUAGUUUUUGCAUUAUUAUGUUGUAUAUUUUUGUUUAAAUUUUUCAGUUUGUAGUUUGUGCGUUGGAUCAAUACUUGUUGUCUAAGAAUCAAAUAUGGCUCUAUCUGGGGAAGUUCAUUGUUUUUUUGCAAUAGUUUAAUAAACUAUGUUAACAAACACAUUGUUGGGUCUUCACACUUCAGUUUAAAUUAUUUUGACUUCAAAAUUGGUUAAACAAUGGAUUGGCUAGAAGACAGAGAGGCAGAGGGGAAAGGGCUGGUAGAUCAUGUGAAGUGUGUAUAUUGAAUAAGAGUUAAACUAUUUAUACAAUAAAUUUAUAUAAUACUACUUUUUUCAUUCAUCCUCCAUAUCACUACUUUAUUUCACACUUUCUUUUUUGUUCAUAUAUCUCUUGUAUUGUGUAAUUUUCAUACAGAUUUUUUGUAUAAGUUCUCCAUCUUUAUGAAUUAAAUUUCUCAUUAAGAAAAUUACUUCAUGAAUUAUUCCGCUGCCCAUCUUUGACAACUGGCGUACAAGAUAAUGAUCUAAAUAAAAGAAUAAGUAGUUCCAGAGACCAAGUAGGAAUCAAAAUGCGUUAAUUAGUAAAGUAGCUGACCUGGAACGUAUAGUAGAGUAGUUUUUCAUAUUUCAUAGCAGCUUCGUUCCGAGGUUUAGCCAUCUGAACCCAUUCCAACUAAAAAAUUUGCUGAGUUUGGUGUCAAGUGAUUUAAACUAGGCUCUUGUAGCAUUCAUCUAUCUAACGAGACUGAUUUUACACUUAGCAUAACUGAAGGCUUUCAUUCUCAAAUUUGUUAACUUUCUUCGAACACAGAUUUUGAUAUUCUCCCUCUCCAUCGUGGUUUCAUCUAGAAUAAAACAAUUUAAAAAUAGAUGGUGUGACCCAGUUUCUAGGUGCUGCCACUGAUAUUUGAGUCGUUGCAAGUUAAGUACUACGAGAAUUUUUAGUGCAUAUUUAGUUUCAUGGUGGGAAGCUCUAAAAUGCAUGUUUACAACGUAAAAGUAACUUUUUAUUGUGUUAACUGGAUUCAUUUUUAAGUAAAAUCAUCCAAGAUUCCUUAAAAUUGUUAGCAGAGAAGGACUCGUUUAUUGCGCAAAAACACUAAAAUACGACCAAAAUUGAGCUAGCUAGGCUGCCAAAUAGGAAAUAAUAAUAAUAGCAACAC